AAUUGCAGUGUGAAAUGAGGAUAAAAUACUUAGCUUCUGCAUUUUCUACAGCAACAACCAACAGUGGCGUACCCUGUCUAGUGCCAUGCCUGAACUGAUGUGAUGAGGCUGGUUUAAACCUUGGAGACAAGGAGGUUUAAAAGUUGCAGAGGCGAGAUGGAGCUGGAUAAUAGCUCACUGGACUACUUUACCAGCAACUUCACAGAGAUUCCUGACACCACAACAACUCCACCCUGGAGCAAGGCCACGCUACUCGGCCUCCAGAUCUCCCUGUCUGCACUGUUAGCUGUCGUCACUCUGGCUACCGUCCUCUCAAACGCCUUUGUCAUCGCCACCAUCUUUUUAACCAGGAAGCUCCACACACCUGCCAACUUCCUGAUCGGCUCACUCGCCGUCACAGACCUGCUGGUGUCUAUUUUAGUCAUGCCAAUCAGCAUCGUCUACACUGUCAGCAAGACCUGGUCGCUGGGGCAGAUUGUCUGUGACAUCUGGCUGUCGUCUGAUAUCACCUUCUGCACGGCCUCCAUCUUGCACCUGUGUGUGAUCGCAUUGGACCGCUACUGGGCCAUCACAGACGCCCUGGAGUACUCGAAACGCCGCACCAUGCGUCGGGCGGCGAUCAUGGUUGGGGUGGUGUGGGUGAUCUCCAUAUCGAUUUCCAUGCCUCCACUUUUCUGGCGGCAAGCCAAAGCCCACGAGGAGCUGACGGAGUGCAUGGUCAAUACAGAUCAGAUCUCUUACACUCUAUACUCCACCUUCGGCGCAUUCUACGUCCCCACAGUGCUGCUCAUCAUCCUCUAUGGACGGAUCUAUGUUGCCGCCCGCUCCCGCAUCUUUAAGACGCCGUCUUCUUCAGGGAAACGUUUCACCACAGCACAGCUCAUCCAAACCUCUGCAGGCUCCUCUCUCUGUUCUCUUAAUUCUGCCUCCUACCAGGAAGCACAGCUACGCUCUGGCAAUGCGGGGGGUGGGGGAGGAGGAGGGGGAGGAUCGCCUCUAUUCAUGAAUAGCGUUAAAGUUAAGCUGGCAGACAGCGUGCUGGAGAGGAAACGGCUGUGUGCGGCUCGGGAGAGGAAAGCGACCAAGACACUGGGCAUCAUCCUGGGCGCUUUCAUUGUCUGUUGGCUCCCCUUCUUUGUGGGCACGCUCGUCAUGGCCAUAUGUAAAGAGUGCUGGUUUGAUCCAGUGCUUUUUGAUAUAUUUACCUGGCUGGGAUACCUGAACUCCCUGAUCAAUCCUGUUAUCUACACCGUAUUCAACGAUGAGUUCAAACAGGCUUUCCAAAAACUCACUAAAUUCAGACGAUGCUGCUGAAAAAAAAAUGGAUUAAUUAAAAUCUCUUGGAAAACGGGGAGUGAGAAAACAAGAUAAUAAUGAUAAUGGAAGUACUGUACACUUAAAUGUCCCAUCUUGUAAACACAUGCUAAUUGUGAUAUGUUUUUGAUUUUUAUAUUCAACAGCGCCAUACCAUGCUCUUUAGAUACCUACAGCAUUCAUAUAGACUUAUGCAUGCACGCUAAAAAAAAAGACAAAGAAGAAUUGUGGAACUCAUCCAUAAAAAGAUUAAGAAAGAGGAUUAUAAGUCUAUUUCAUGUCACAGGGGCACUGCUGUUAUUUAAAGGUCCCAUGACAUGGUGCUCUUUGGAUGCUUUUAUAUAGACCUUAGUGGUCCCCUAAUACUGUAGCUGAAGUCUCUUUCCCAAAAUUCAGCCUUGGUGCAGAAUUACA
Perca fluviatilis (European perch) is the source of this 1728-nucleotide messenger RNA. It is a transcript of the gene htr1d, whose product is annotated as 5-hydroxytryptamine (serotonin) receptor 1D, G protein-coupled. The record is from RefSeq and is a predicted model, not a curated record. Gene Ontology annotation, molecular function: neurotransmitter receptor activity; G protein-coupled serotonin receptor activity. Lineage: Eukaryota; Metazoa; Chordata; Actinopteri; Perciformes; Percidae. The transcript has a single exon. Gene Ontology annotation, biological process: regulation of locomotion; vasoconstriction; regulation of behavior. The coding region runs from base 157 to 1314 and encodes 385 amino acids. Gene Ontology annotation, cellular component: dendrite; plasma membrane.